CUCAUUGUACUCCCAUCGCCACAAGGCGGGGAGGGUCGCGUCCAGCCAUCUCAUGUGAGCAUCGGUGACUCAUGCAUUGGAGUGUCAUCCUCGAUCAGGGCAUGGCUAAGCUUCGGGAUGCAGCGAAAACUUCAACCACGUGAAUGGCAGAUACCUACGUUCGCUUCAUUCGCGGCCUGGCCUACGUUUAUACUUUCCUUGAUAUCCCAUCUUUCCCCGGAGAUCUCUAUUCCAUGGCGGACGUGUCGUGGCAUGGACGAGCUGCAGCGUUGUGACGGGCAGCAGAAUCGCCUCAUUCCCUGCAGUCUUUACUAGUACGAACUUGUUUCCAUUUCCUCAACGCCCCGUAAAAGUGCCAAUGUUGACAUCGAGGGAAACGAUCCGCCCUGGAGACCUUAGUGCACUUGCGACGCCGGAGGCCAGCCGGAAGCAGAAGGAGUUGCUGAUUCGGGAUGGGAAGGAGCGCCACUAUUUCUUCAACGACCACGCUUUCCACAUCCGCCUUCCGCACCAGCACCUUUUGUCUUCGCUGUACCCGAGAUCACUGGCUCAUCUUGCUCCUCAGACUCAUCACUGCAUAUGGCAUCGGAGCCUCGCCGCGGCUUCUGGAAUAGGUUCACCAAAGGAAGCCGCCGGAACAGUGUCACGUUGGAGAGCCCGGGCAUCCGCUGGAAGGUAUAUGCUAGAAUUCGCGAGUCGGAGAGCUAACGUGUAUGCCUGCUUCUCUCAUUUCACCUGGAAUCAUGAAAUCGCUGGGCCUAUGCAACUUACCUCUCCUUCUUCAAAGAGCAGAUCGCCAAGUGGGGAGUGAGCACGACAACUAGGCACAUCAAGGUUAUAAUCCUUCUGAUGAAAGAAGUAUCUGGGUCCCCUGUUGAGCAAGUAGAUAGUGUAAAUCUGGGUCCAACAGGUAGACAAUCCAUCUCCAAAACAAAUCCAAGUCCUCUAAUUAUCCAUAGGCUCUGUGAAAUCCUAGCUUCGCCAUCUCAGGACCCUACAUUUGUGUUGAAACACAUGCAUGGCAUAAGUGGCCAUCCACACCCUUCCGAACUGCAGAACCCCCCGGAUCAGCCCUCGCAGUCUCUCUUACACUGAUUGAUACUCACUGCGGUGGUGGCCUACUCGUCGAUCC
Molecule: messenger RNA, 1132 nt
Organism: Mycena citricolor
Lineage: Eukaryota; Fungi; Basidiomycota; Agaricomycetes; Agaricales; Mycenaceae
Source: the annotation of a GenBank genome assembly